Messenger RNA from Rhodofomes roseus, 954 nucleotides. RefSeq lists its product as uncharacterized. NCBI's taxonomy places the organism in Eukaryota, Fungi, Basidiomycota, Agaricomycetes, Polyporales, Fomitopsidaceae. Bases 7 to 861 code for a protein of 284 amino acids. The record is from RefSeq and is a predicted model, not a curated record. Gene Ontology annotation, molecular function: protein binding. The transcript has a single exon.
CUAGGGAUGUUCGCGACGCGGCUCAUCAGGGCCGGUGAAUUGAUUAUCGCAGAACGGCCGACCGUACUGGCCUCCAAGAAGGUCUCUCCUGAACCAUCGUUCAACGAUGCCGCCCUUGCGGCGCUGUCCGAUGGUGCGCGGGCGUCCUUCAUGGCCCUGGCCGACUCUUGCUCCCCCGAAUUAUCUCACCCGCUCCUUGGGCGCAUCGCCAUCAACUCAUUCGACUCCGGGCCUAUGACCGACGACGAAGACACGCUCGUCGAAUUCGCCGCGACAUACAUCACCUUGUCCCGCGCAAAUCACGAUUGCGUCGGGAACGCCAACUACCAGUGGUUGAAGACGCGGUGGUGCGGGCAGUUCUUCGCCAAGCGGGAUAUCCCCGCGGGCGAGGAGAUCACCGUCAGCUACACCUUCGCGCUCACGCAGGCGGAACGGCACGCGGCUUUGAAGGAGCGGUACUCAUGCGAGUGUCUCUGCAAGACGUGCUCGGACGCUACGCCGGAGGACGUGCGGCGUAGCGACCAGCAGCGCAAGAUGGUCGCACAUGUGCGAGACGCCUUGCAGAGUGCCUUGUACUCCUCUUUGUGUCCCACCGUCUCGGAGGAGUCCCUCCAACGGGUGUUGGAGCACGCGCAAGAGGAAGGCAUGAUGAUAAGCUACGCGACCAUCGCCUUUCUGGCGAGCCGGAUGUUGACGAAACGGGAAGGGCCUGUGGUGGCGCUCAAGUGGUUGAAGGUCGCUAGGCAAGCGUAUGUGACGACGCUCGGAAAGGAAGCAUGGGAAGUCUCGCAGGUCGAUAAGCAUGGUUGGUUCUUGACGACAGUCUUGCGGUCGCGUGGCGCGGUAUAUAGCUGGCCGUAAAUCUUUCUGCUUAAACUAGGUCCGACAUGUAACUUGUACAGGUAUCGGACGACAUACACCGAGAGCACAGUGGAAUGAUCAUAGAUGGCAUGG